AUGGAUUCUCUUCCUUCGGUAUCCCCUUCCACGGUUCUACCUUCAAGCAAUCCUUUCCGUCGCCAUCCUCGACGUCUUUCUCUCUUCUCUCGCCAUCCCCGUCUUCCUCCAAAACUCGUCUCUACACCUCGCUACCGAACAAGGAGGAGGAAGGAGUUGUUGUGCAACGUUGGCGUCAGCGGUGGCGGAGGAACCCUAGGUGGAGACGACGGUGGAAACGAGGAGGUGGAGAAAGCGCUUCACAUGGACGGCAAAAUUCCCGGCAGCUCCGACGAGUUCCUGAAACGCGUUUCCUCCCGUGCUUAUGACAUGCGCAGGAACCUCCAUCAGUCUUUCGAUUCUAGCAGCUAUGACGUUUUAGAUGACAACCCUUGGAGAGAAACUUCAAAGCCUGUGUAUGUACUCACCCAAAAGGAAAACCAAUUGUGCACGAUGAAAACCCGGAGAAAUAUUAGCGAAGUUGAGAGGGAGCUUGGCUUAUUGUUUUCUAAAGGAAGCAAAUGGAGAGCUGCAAUAGAAAAUCAGUCAAAACAAGAAAGGGGUGGGACAAAAUUUCCAAUGCAGGUAGAAGAUAUUAGAGAGGGAGUGCUGGUAUUUGAAGAUGAAAAUGAGGCCGCAAAGUAUUGUGACUUGCUGCAAGGAGGUGGUCAAGGUUGCGAGGGUGUUGCUGAGAUAGACGCCUCAUCGAUAUUUGAACUUUGCAAGAAAAUGAGGGCUCUUGCAGUUCUAUUCCGCAGAGGGAGGACACCUCCUGUACCCGAAAACCUCAAGCUUAAUCUGCGAGCUCGAAAACGGUCACUUGAGGACCAAGAUGAUUUGAUAUGA
This is a messenger RNA of Lathyrus sativus (Indian pea), 825 nucleotides long. NCBI's taxonomy places the organism in Eukaryota, Viridiplantae, Streptophyta, Magnoliopsida, Fabales, Fabaceae. The record is from the annotation of a GenBank genome assembly.